AUGUCCAACGAAUUACGUCAACGUCAACAGCAACCCAACUAUGAUCCAUUUGUGUAUUCAAAAUCUCACACACCUCCGCCUGAUUUUGGUGACUAUUCGAGCGAAGAUGUAGCGGUGAAGGAUAAAUUCAAGGAUUUCGCUGACAAGACCACUGCACACGGGGCUAAACGUAUCCUGAUCGCUCAUAAUGGCAUUAGCCGAAUGUUCUGGAUGAGCUUGAUUGUAUUCUUUCUUACACUGUUCCUCUAUCAAGCCGGUUCUUUAGUCGUCAAAUACAAAAAACAUGACAAAAUCACGAGUAUAUCGCUGAAAUUCGAUAACGUAGAAUUCCCAGCGAUCACGUUCUGUAACCUCAAUCCAUACAAGAAAAGCCUUGUCGGGAUGGUGCCCUCCAUACGUGAUACGAUGGACGUCUACGACAACGCGAAAUCGCACACUAAAGCGGGCAAGCCAAAAAAGCAGAGAAUCGGACGAAAGCAGUACUCAGCAGAAGCAGCGCAAAGGGUCAGACAACGCGAACAGAUGAGCUUCUGCUGA
Ostertagia ostertagi is the source of this 537-nucleotide messenger RNA. The record is from the annotation of a GenBank genome assembly. NCBI's taxonomy places the organism in Eukaryota, Metazoa, Nematoda, Chromadorea, Rhabditida, Trichostrongylidae.